Molecule: messenger RNA, 7431 nt
Organism: Astyanax mexicanus (Mexican tetra)
Lineage: Eukaryota; Metazoa; Chordata; Actinopteri; Characiformes; Acestrorhamphidae
Gene: golga4
Product: golgin A4
Exons: 25
Coding region: 159-6728 (2189 amino acids)
Biological process (GO): Golgi vesicle transport
Cellular component (GO): Golgi apparatus
Molecular function (GO): small GTPase binding
Source: RefSeq, a predicted model, not a curated record
GCUCCACGUCGGCUGCAUCUGCGCAGUGUUUGCUUUUACCUGCCUGUGAAAUGAGAGACGACAACACAGAGCUGCGCAGACUGACAGCGGAGGCUUUCCUCAGGGCCUGAGUAUAAGAUAAUUAACCCUCAGACAGCGGUACCUCACAGCGCUCAGACAUGUUUAAAAAACUAAAGCAGAAGAUUAAUGAGGAGCAGUCCCCGCAGAGGAGCGCCCACUCACAACAACAACAGCAGCAGCAGGCCCAGGUGAGCUCAGGUGAGAGGCGUGGUCUACACCAAGAUGCCCCCUCCACCCCAAGUGACCGAGAGCUGCUGGCCGGGAUGAUAGCAGAGCCUGCUUUUCUCUCUGAAUAUACUAUCUUUGCUCUGGACCAUUCAAAACGACCCAAAGAGGCCCAGGUGCCCAGUGCGAACAUCGUUAAGGCUGUGGGUAGCUCUCCAAGGGGCAGUUUGAAUGGAGAUGGAGCUGCCUCACCUUUGAGGGACGAGCAGCAGUCUCUUGCUCAGAAGCUGCAGCAGAGGGUGUCCUCAGUGGAGUCUCUGUUCCGGGGCUCUGCUCGUGUAGAAGGUCUCCUGCGCUCCGGCUCCAGGGAGAGUCUGGUCCGCAGCCCGUCCCGGGACUCCCUCACUCCGCUUGGGGACAGUGACACCCUUCCUGCUUAUGACCCCCCUUCUGACAUAGAGAGUGAGGCAGAGGAUUCGCCCAGCAAUGCAGAUGCUCUGUCUAAAGACCAGCUCUUACACCGCCUGCACAGGGUGGAAAAAAGCCUGGGAAACUACAGAGGGAAAUAUUCAGAGCUGGUCACAGCCUACAGGACGGUACAACGAGAUAAAGAGAAAACGCAGGCUAUUCUCAGCCAGAGUCAAGAUAAAGCACUACGGCGAAUAGGAGAGCUCAGAGAGGAACUGCAGAUGGACCAGCAGGCUAAGAAGCAUUUGCAGGAGGAGUUUGAUGCUGCUCUAGAAGAAAAAGACCAGAUGAUCACUGUGUUGCAGACCCAAGUGGCUCUUAUGAAGAAACGUCUGCAGGGAGUCCCUGGGGCUUUGGUUUCAACUGAGGAAGAGGCCAAGUCCACCGAGACGAGCCCUGACCUUCAAAAUACUGAUCAAGUGGACAGCACUGAACUAAAUGAAGCAGGGGUCAGCAGUGAGCCGGGCAGUGAGGUGGAUAUGGAGGUAUUGCAGAAGCGAGUGCGGAGGCAGGAGACGCUGCUGCAGCGCUGCAAGGAGAUGAUCCGCACCAACAAAGAGCGCAGCACUCAGCUCAGCAGUGAGAAUGAGGCUCUGCAGCAGCAGCUACAGGAGAGACUGCAGGAGCUGGAGAAGAUGAAGGAACUCCACACCACAGAAAAGACCAAGCUGAUCACACAACUGCGUGACGCCAAGAACCUCAUCGAGCAGCUGGAGCAGGACAAGGGCAUGGUGAUUGCUGAGACAAAGCGGCAGAUGCACGAGACUUUAGAGAUGAAGGAGGAGGAGAUUGCUCAGCUGCGCUCCAGGAUCCAGCAGAGCGUGGCCCAGAAAGACGAGCUCCAGGAACAGAAAGAGAAAGCAGAGAAAGCAGCAUUUGAGGAGCUGGAGCGAGCGCUGGGUGUAGCUCAGAGGGCGGAGGAGGCACGGCGGCAGCUGCAGAGUCAGAUGGAGGAUCAGGUUAAGCAGGUGGAGCGGGCAAGCGAAGAGGAGAGGAAGAGUCUGCAGCAGGAGCUUAGCAGGGUUAAACAGGAAGUGGUGACCAUCAUGAAGAAAUCUACAGAAGACAGAAUAGCAGAAAUGGAACGCCUGCACUCUGAGGCUUUGGCUGAAAAAGACAAGGAAAUGAGAGCCCAAAUAAACAGUGCAGUGGAGCAGUGUCGGGAGGAGCUGUUACAGGCCGCUCAGGAGAAGGAGCAGCAGGCCUCUCUGGCUCUGGAGGAAGCAGAAUUGCAGAAGGCAGCUCUGCAGGGUGAGGGCGAAGCCAAAGCCAAGGACCUGCUGUUAGAGCUGGAGAGUGCCAGAACUAGAAUCCUUGAACUGGAAAGUUCAUUGGCCAAGAGCUCACAGACUGAGGCCACCCAGUCAGAUCACCUAUCAGCAAAGAUAGAAGAAGAGAAAAAGAGAUAUGAAGCUGAGAUCUCUGUUCUAGAAGAGAAACAUCAGCAAGAGCUGGAAAGAUCAAAGGCGGAGCAGAUGGAGAUUUUUAACCAGAAGCACGCUGCUGCUGUGGAAGAACUAAUGCUGAAACACAAAUCAGAGAUUGAAGCCAUCCUGAAAGACAAAGAAGUAGAGUUUCAGGCUCACGUUGAAGACAUGAACCAAAAAACACUAGAGAAACUGGACGUUAAGCAGACUGAGCUGGAAGCCCUGAGCUCUGAGCUCAGCGAGCUACAGAAGAGUAAACAGCAGCUGGAGGAGAAGCUAGCUGCCAUCGAUGCAGCCAACAUCUCUGCUAAGCAGGAAUUGGAGGAAAGACUGAAGGAGGAACAGUUGAAGCAUCAGAAUAAGAUUGAAGGUAUAAACCGUCAACAUGAGCAAUCACUUGGAGGCGUGGAGAACACGCUAAAAGAAGAGUUAGAUCAUCUGAGAUUGAUGCUGGAAAAGAAGAAUAAAGAAAUUGAAGAAUGUGUUCAAAGGGAAAAAAGCUUGGAGGAAGAUGUCAGAAAGGCUCAACUGAGUGCCGAGGCACAGGAAAACGAAAUGAAAGAUCUGAGGCAUGCUGCACAAUGUGACAAAGAAGCCCUUACUGAGGCCAGUGCUCAUCUUAAAGCACUGAAAGAGGAACUGGACCAUUCAAAGGGUCAACUGAAAGAGCUCGAGAAGCGUCUGGAAGCAAGUUAUACUGAGUCUCAGGAGAAAGCAGAUUGUCUUCAGCAGAAGAUUGUUGAAAAUCAGGUACUACAGCAGAAUGUGCAGCAAGCAGCCACUGACCUGUCUGAAAAAGAGACGUCACAUGUUGAAACCUGCAAAGCGAUGCAAGAGGAACAGAAUCAGUUGAAGAAGCAGCUGGAUGAGGAGAGAAAUUCCUAUGAGAAAAAGAUGGAAAACCUAAAAAAAGAAAUGGAUGGCAAGUUGAAAUCCCAAGAGAACAGGAUGGAAAAAGUCAAACAGAAAGCCAAAGAAAUGCAAGAAAAAUUCAAGAAAAAGCUACAGGAGCAGGAAGAAAAGGCCAAAGCAGCGUUAGCCAAGAAAGACGAGGAACUUUGGCAGAAAGAACAGCAGGUGAAAGAGAAGAUCCUUAGUAUGGCCCAGGCUAACUCAGAAGGCCUUAGCAGUGCCAUGUCUGAUUUAGAGACGAAUCAUAAAGAGCAGUUAGAGAAGCUGAAAGAAGCCCACAGACAUGAGCAGGAUGACCUUCUGCGUGUUUGGCAGGACAAGCUAAACCAGCUGGAGGAAGAGAUGCAGGAGAAACAUGCACUUGUUUUGCAAGAGAAAGUACAAGAAUUGGAAGACCUGUCUCAACAACUUUCAGGCAGUAGGGAGGAUGGGAAAAUAGUGGAACAAGAAAUUAAGAACCUUAGGGAAGAACUUGCAAUGAGGGAAACCACAGUCCAGAAACUUCAAGCAGAGCUCAGGGAAGCUGCAGUGAAGCUGGAGAGUCUUUCUGACGGUGAGAACUUGCUGAAACAGCAGGUGGAGACUGUGGAGAAAAAUCUUAACCAGGCCUUGACUGAAAAGAACUUUCUCCAAGACCAGCUCAGUAAGUUUGAAGAGAACAGUAAAGAAAGAUUGCACACCAUGUCUGAAGAGUUAGAGGAUGCACGCAAAAAGCUUAGUGUGCUUGAAUCUUCCAGGACGAAUGAGGCUGAGGACCUGCAGAGAACCCUUGACGAGAAAGCUUCAGAGCUUCAGGUUAAAGAGAAUCAGUUUCGGUCACAAAUCGACUCUGUUAGCAAGGAGCUAGAGCAGCAGUGUGAAGGAGCACGAGCAAUAUUAAAUGCUUUAACAGAUGAGCUGUGUAAUAAAGUGGAGGCCAAAGUCCACGAGCUUCAGAGCAGGGUGAUAUACAAUCAGAAGAAAGUGUGUCAUCUUAGAAAUGUCAUCGUGGCAAAGAAUGACAAAAUCUGUGCUUUGGAAAAAGAGCUUCAGCAAGCUGUGGAGGAGAAACAGAAUAUAAGGAGCUCUCUCGACCAGAUGACCUGUCAGCUAAAUGAAAAUUCAGACAACAUUAAAGCCUUAACAAUGGAGAAGGAUUCUUUGCAAAAAGAUUCCAACAAUUACUCCCAAUUACUUUCUGAGAAAGUUGUUUAUAUAGAAAAACUUGAUGAAGAAAACAAAGAAAUAUCAGAAAAACUUAACGCAAAUAUUUUGCAUAUCAGUCAAUUGGAGGGUAUCGUCAAUGACCUGAAGACCCAGUUAGCGAGUAGCAUAACUGAGAAGGAGGAAGCCAUAUCUCUGCUGAAUCAGCAGCACAGUGAGGAGAAGCAACGUCUCAAAUGCGAAAUGGGGGGAAUGGUCGAAAGUGCAGAAAAAGAAAAGAGCUCUGCUCUUGAGCAGGUCGACACACUCAGGAACAAGAUGUCUGAGCUGAAGAAGAAAGCCGAAUCCAAGUUCACUCAGAACCACAACACUGUCAAGUCUCUCCACAGUAAGAUAGAAGAGAUGGAGAGACAGAUAGCAGAAAAGGAUGAGGUCCUUCAGAGACUCAACGCUAGCAUCGACAAUCAGUCCAUCAGCAAGUCUGAGAUGGACCAGGUGCUGAACGAGAAGGAGCAGAAGGUAAGUGCCUUGACCUUCGAGUUGGACAACUGCAUGAGGAGAAUCGGUGAGCUGGAGGAAAGCCUUAAGUUGCAGAUAAAAGAACAGGAGCGUCUGACGGCUGAGUGGCAUCAACAAGAAAGUGUGAGGGAGAGUGAAAAGGCUGAACUGAUUCAGCAGCUCCAGCUAGUCCAGGAACAGUGUUCUCAAAGAAGUGGUGAUGUUCAGAGAACAGAAGAAAAGCUCCAGUCUUUAGAAAGUGAGAUCCUAAAUACCAAACAGCAGCAAGGAGACUUUGAGAAGGAAAAGGCAGAUCUUCUGAAGGCGAGGGACGAAGCUUUGAAAGCAGCUGAGGAAAGUACAGCUAAAGUUGGUGAACUAAAAAAGAAAGCUGAACAAAAAAUCGCCAUGAUUCGGAAACAGCUGACCUCCCAGAAUGAGGAAAAGGAGCAGGUCAUCCGUGACCUACAGGAACAACUGGAUGGCAUCAGGCAGACGCAGGAUGAGGGGGAACUGCACAUAAAGAGUUUGACGGAGAACGGGAAGAUCAUGGAGGAGGCUAUGAACAACUUAAGGGAAGAACAUGUAAAGAAUUUGGAGCAAAUGCGACAAGAUUGGGAAUCCCAAAAAGAAAACUCUCUGCAAAUGUUGAAGGACACAUAUGAGGAGAAGUUAGCAUAUCUUCACAAAGAGGCAUCUGCAAAGGAUGAACUGGCUGCUGCAAGGAGAGCACAAAAUGAAGAGGAGGCUCAUUCAAAGAUAAAGGAACUAGAGACCAGACUAAGUGAAUCUGAGGAACAGAAGUCUAAACAUAAGGCUGAGUUAACUAGACUUCAAUCAGAACUUGUGGAACAAACUGCAUUGUUUCAGGAGCUUCAGAAGACUUGUGCGGAUCUUCAGAUUCAGGUUAAAGAGAAAGAGAUCAGUGCCAUACAGGAAGAAUGUUCUGUACAGCAGACAAACAGUUUCUUAGAAUCUGUGCCCAAAGAGUCUGUUCUAAUGAUAGAAAAGGAUGCAGACUGGAAGACUGAAAAGGAUCUCUUGGUGAGCGAAUAUGAGACAAAGCUUCAGGAGCUCAGUCAAAGACUGGAAGCAAAAGAGGAGCAGCUUAAAUCCCUAGAAAACCUACAGAAGGGACUCGGAGAAGAUGAUGGCAAAUCUCUUGUUGAUGGGUCCAAGAGCACCAAGAACAAUCUACAGAAAAGUCUGAUGGAAGCUGAGAAUGAGAAGCAGAAAGUUCAAAAAGAGUUUACCCGGCUACAGAAAGAUCUUCGCUCUCUGCGGAAGGAGCAUGAAAAGGAGUUGGAAUACCUAAAGAAGGAAUUAACAGAAGAAAAUGAAAAGAAACUAAAACUUGAAAUGGAAGACAUGGAAAUGAAACACAACUCUGCUCUAAAGCAGCUGAUGAGGGAGUUUAACACACAGAUGGCUCUGAAAGAGAGAGAACUUGAGGCUUCAGUAAAGGAGACUAUUGAAAAAGCCCAGACUGUGGAAGCACAGCUAAUGGAAAGCCACCGUGAGGAGGCCAGUCAGCUGCAAAAGAUAAUUGCUCAAAAAGAAGAUGAUCUAAACAGAACUGUUCAACAUUAUGAGGAAGUCAUUCAGAAUCGCGAAGAGGAGAUGGGUACGCGAGUGUGGGAGGUACAGAAAGAGCUGGAGGAGUUGCAGCAGAGGAGUCUCAGUGGUCCUCAGAGCCUUGAGGAGCUUCAGGUCCAGCUUGCUGAGAAGACCACCCUACUGAGUGAAGCCAGGCUGAAAGAGCAAGAGUACCAAGAUAAGAUUCAUACUCUUGAGGACAAGAUACGAACUGUUUUUAAAAAUUCUGUGGUGACUCAUCUGGGAAGCACAUACAAAGAACCCUCACACUACGGUGUGGAUUCCCUCACUGAGCCCACAGAGUUUGAGUACCUGCGGAAGGUCUUGUUUGAGUACAUGAUGGGACGAGAAACAAAGACAAUGGCCAAAGUCAUCACUUCCAUGCUGAAGUUUCCCCCGGACCAGGCCCAGAAGGUUCUGGAGCGUGAGGAUUCCAGAGUGAUGCCUUGGCUCCGGUGAGGUGGAACCGUGCCUGGUCUAUCAGAGAGAAGGACAGAUCCUGCUGCUGCUGCUUUUGCUGUUGCUGCUGCUACAAUAUGGUUUAAAGGGGCUAGAAUCGCUAUUCACUUGACUAAUAACCCUUUCUUUACGUGUGUGUUUGCCUGUGUGGGUGUGUGACCUGGGAGAGCAGACGUGUGAGUGACAGUGUGAGGAAGGUAUUGGGAUGAUGUGAUUGUACAGUUGCUGGUGUAGGUUAUUAAAUAAACUGUUAGACCUUGCUCAGAUUAAAUCCUGUAAGAAAAUUAUACCUUUGUAAUUUAUUGUUUAGAUUUUCGGUCCAGGGUAGAUGGAUUUCCUUGUUCUUAAAUGUAGAUUUUUUUUAUGAAUUUAAGUUUUGUGCAAUAAGUAUGAAUUAUGUUUUCUUAAACGUUUUAUGUUCUUUUUCAUCUUCUCUUUUUUCACGAUGAGGUGUAGCAUCCCUUUAAAUGCCCUUUCUGCACAUGUGUGUGGAUCACUUAGACACGCAGGCUCUUAGUACUUGAUUUACUACAGAUUUAUUUGAACUAAUGCUAUAUUUUCAGGAAAACUGACAAAAUACAUCAUACUGUAAAUUGUAAAUUAUCACUGGAAAAGAACUUAUGAAUCUGUAUAAUAGGGCACAUUGUGACUGUUGCCACAUUAUUACAUUUUAAACGGCUAAUAAAAAUCUAUUUACAGUAAA